AACUGUUUUUUCUUUUAUCAACCUUGACUGCAUUUUAAACACUUAUUAAACCAUGUCGUAUUCGGAUGAAGGUGACCUUGAUUGUCCUCUUUGUAUGGAGGAAAUUGAUAUAUCCGACAAGUACUUUAAACCUUGUCCUUGUGGUUAUCAGAUCUGUCGAUUCUGCUGGAAUCAUAUUAAAAAUAACUUGAAUGGUCUUUGUCCUGCUUGUCGUCGUCCUUAUUCUGAAGACUCGAUAGAGUUCAAACCUGUUCCUCCUGAAGAAGUCGCAAGACUCAAAAAUGCUAAAAAGAAGAAGGAGCGUGAGCGCAAGGAACACGAUCUUGCUGCCAGAAAACAACUCGCUAAUGUGAGAGUCGUUCAAAAAAAUCUGGUCUAUGUGCUGGGUUUGCCCCCUAAACUGCAAAAUGAUGAGAUUCUUCGCUCCCAUGACUACUUUGGUCAGUACGGAAAAAUUACAAAGGUUGUCGUCAAUCGUCGUGUUCAACCUCAUAAUGUGUCCAUGUCCCCUGCUUCAAACAACAAUGGUGUGUACGUCACCUAUGCACGCAAGGAUGAUGCUACUCGUGCAAUCGAUGCUGUCGAUGGCAGUCUUUGUGAAGGCAGAGUCGUUCGUGCAACGUAUGGAACAACAAAGUAUUGUUCUUACUUUCUUAAAAACCAGCCUUGUCAAAAUGUAGGAUGUCAGUUUCUGCACGAGCCAGGUGAGGAAGCCGACACGUAUAUCAAGGACGAGACCAUGUAUGUAUUCUAA
Messenger RNA from Batrachochytrium dendrobatidis JAM81, 754 nucleotides. Its product is annotated as CCR4-NOT core ubiquitin-protein ligase subunit MOT2. Gene Ontology annotation, molecular function: metal ion binding; RNA binding; ubiquitin-protein transferase activity. Bases 53 to 754 code for a protein of 233 amino acids. The record is from RefSeq and is a predicted model, not a curated record. Gene Ontology annotation, cellular component: CCR4-NOT complex. Lineage: Eukaryota; Fungi; Chytridiomycota; Chytridiomycetes; Rhizophydiales. Gene Ontology annotation, biological process: protein ubiquitination. The transcript is spliced from 5 exons.